UCGAACAUAAAAAAAUAAAAUAAAUAAAAAACCGCGAAACUUUAUGAAAUAAAAUAUGUUGGUAGAUUAAAAGUACGAAAAAGCUUUUUACAGCUAAAAUUCUCGUUGCUCUUUAUUGAAAUCAAAGGAAUCUGAGGGUGAAGAAAAAAGUAGCAAUAAAAAUAAUAAUCCAAUCCUUUAUUCUCUGUAAUUUUGACAAAAUGAGCUUAAGUAUUAUAACAUCCAAAGGAAUAGCAGAAGAAUUAAUAAACAUGUAUUUAUUCAAAUAACGGAGAUUAAAUAUGCGCAACUCAUCAAUUUAUAAAAGAGUAUAAAACUCUGACUGUCGUAUUUGUUUUUCUUUUAUUUUUAUUUUUAUUAUACAAUUUUUACCUUCGAAACGAGCUGCUUAAAAAUAAAUCCGUCGGAUUCAACAGCAAAUGAAUGAACCAACUCAAAAUGAACAUCACGCCGACCUUAUUAUUAUUAAAUUUAACAAACUUUCAUAACAAUAAUAAUUUUAAUAUAUAUAACAAUAUUUUAUUAAACAAUAGUGUUACACAAUAUGGUGAAGAAUUUACAACGAGUUUGUAUAUAAAAUUAAUAUUUUAUUUUUUAUAUUCAUUAAUUUUCAUUCUGGGAGUUUUCGGUAAUAUUUUAGUGUGUUAUGUUGUAGCGCGCAAUCAAGAUAUGCAAACAGUUACUAAUUUAUUUAUUACAAAUUUGGCAGUGAGUGACAUAUUACUGUGUAUGUUAGCAGUACCAUUAACACCGUUGUACACAUUUUUGGGUGGUUGGGUGUUUGGUGAAAGUUUGUGCCAUUUGUUACCCUAUGCUCAAGGUGUAAGCAUUUAUAUAAGUACAUUGACUUUGACGAGUAUUGCAAUUGAUAGAUAUUUAGUUAUUAUUUAUCCUUUCCGACCGCGUAUGCAAGUAAUGACAUGCAAAGGAAUAAUAAUAAUUAUAUGGAUAGUAGCAUUAGUACUCACUCUUCCGUAUGGUAUCUAUAUGGGCCUUGAAAAAUAUCAAUAUUGUGAAGAAAAUUGGCCUACAGAUAAUUUUCGUCUGUUAUUUAGCUCAAUAACUUGUAUUUUUCAAUUUGUUAUACCAUUUUUCUUGAUAGCUUUCUGCUAUAUUUGUGUGUCCAUUAAACUAAAUGAUCGUGCUAAAUCAAAACCAGGAUUUAAAACAAGUAAACGUGAAGAAGCUGACAGAGAAAGAAAAAAACGCACUAACCGCAUGUUAAUAGCCAUGGUGACUAUUUUUGGUGUCUGCUGGAUGCCGCUCAACAUUAAUAAUAUUUUGGAUGAUAUUUACGAUUUUUCAUCACAUUGGUCUUAUUAUUAUUUGUGUUUCUUCAUGGUUCACUGUAUUGCGAUGUCUAGUACAUGUUACAAUCCAUUUCUUUACGCUUGGCUUAAUGACAAUUUCCGUAAGGAGUUUAAAAAGGUAUUGCCCUGUAUUUCAAGAUUCUCAACAACAAAUUUUAUGUCUGGGACAACAGAACCUUACAGAAGUGAAAGACUCUGUAAUGGCAACGACGCUAUACAAGAGAAUUUAUUGAACAGUUUGGCAUCUAAAUUCAAUCCUAAUGUUACUGAAGAGAGUAUACAACUUGAAUCAAGACCAGCGUCACCAUUUCAACCCAAUGAACGUAUUAUCAAUGAAUUUACGGAUGUUGAAGAUGUACGUUUAUAGAAUUCUAAAUUUAUCAUCCUAAUUCCAC
Molecule: messenger RNA, 1705 nt
Organism: Cotesia glomerata
Lineage: Eukaryota; Metazoa; Arthropoda; Insecta; Hymenoptera; Braconidae
Product: prolactin-releasing peptide receptor-like
Exons: 2
Coding region: 424-1677 (417 amino acids)
Biological process (GO): G protein-coupled receptor signaling pathway
Cellular component (GO): neuron projection; plasma membrane
Molecular function (GO): neuropeptide Y receptor activity; neuropeptide binding
Source: RefSeq, a predicted model, not a curated record